CUCCGAGGGACACCAGUGCAACCAGUGUCACCAGUGCCACCAUCGCGUCCAUGGACACCAGGACCACCAGUGCUCCCAGUGUCACCAGUGCGACCAGUAUCACCAUUGCUCCUAAGGAUACUGGUGUUCUCAGUGUCACCGUUGUUCCUAAGGAUACCGGUGCUCCCAGUGUCACCAGUGCUCCUAAGGAUACCAGUGCAACCAGUAUCACCAGUGCUCCUAAGGAUACCAUUGCGUCCAGUGGCACCAGUCUGACCAGUGCUCCCAGUAUCACCGAUACUGGUGCUCCCAUUGCCACCAGUGCUCCCAGUACCACCGUUGCUCCUAAGGACACCAGUGCUCCCAGUAUCACCAUUGCUCCUAAGGACACCAGUGCUCCCAGUGCUCCCAGCAUCACCAGGGCCGCCGCGGACACCACAGCCCCCGGCAUCACCGUCGCCGCUCCGGACACCAGCGCUCCCAGUACCGACAGCGUCCCUAUGGAGACGGGCCCUGACAUCACUGCUGACGUCACCGCUGACGUCACGGCCGUGCCCAAGGGUGGCUCCUCCUCCUCUUCAUCCUCGUCCUCCUCCUCCUCCUCUUCCUCCUCCUCCUCCUCCUCCUCGUCCUCCUCCGACUCCGACUCCAGCUCCAGCUCCUCCGAGUCCGGGCCCCCCUCGCCGCGGCGCCGCUCUUCCUCCUCCUCCUCUUCCUCCUCCUCCUCCUCCUCCUCCUCCUCUUCCUCUUCCUCCUCCUCCUCCUCUUCCUCUUCCUCCUCCUCCUCCUCUUCCUCCUCCUCCUCCUCCUCUUCCUCCUCUUCUUCCUCUUCCUCCUCCUCCUCUUCCUCCUCCUCCUCCUCCUCCUCGGCCCCUCCCGCUGCUGCCGCCGCUGCAGCUCCCACCGCCCCCCCCCAGCCUUCCUCUUCCUCCCCGCCCCCUCCUGACCCCCCUGACCCCGCCAGCGCCCCCCCAGCGACCCCCACCCCCUCCAAAUCCCCCCCUCCCCCCACCUCCUCCGCCCCCCCUGCUUCCACCCCCACCCCCUCCACUUCCACCCCCACCCCCACCACCACCUCCUCCUCUUCCUCCUCCUCAUCAGAGCCCCGCCCCCCGCUCCUCUCCCUGGUUCCCGCCAAAACAGGGGGCGUGGCCACGGCCGCCACGCCCCUGGCGCGCCCUCCCGGCUCUCUCCUCGCCCUCCCCACUGCCCCCUCAUUGGCCCGCGGCAUCGCGGGGGGCGGGGCCAGGCCCUCGCCCCGCCCCUUGGCCCCCCCCGGCUCCCUCCUCAGCCUCACCCCGACCCGGGCCGGGGGUGGGGGGGGCGCGGCUGGGGGGGGACUGACCCCGAGGGGCCCCUUCCCCCUGCUGGGGGCGGGAGGGGGUGGGAGAGCAGGGGGCGGGGCUUUCCCGCGCCCGGCCACGCCCUUUUUGGCCACACCCCCAGGCCGGGCGGGAGGGGGCGGGGCUUACCCGCGGAGCCCCGCCUCCUCCUCCUCCCCUUUCCUGCGCGGGGGGGCCGGGGGGGUGUGCGGGUUCCGGUCCUGCCUGCAUCGUUUCCAGGGUAACGGGCUUAUGGGAUGCGGCGGACGUAUGGGUGGGAGCUGCCUGCACCGUUUCCAUGCCUGAGCUCGGCCCAGUACAACACCGCCUUGUCCCAGUACGGCAGCGCCCAGUACCAGUACGCCAUCAGCGCCCAGUACGCCCAGUACGCGCAGCUGGCGGCCUCCCAGUACCCGGCCAGCGCCAGCAGCAGCGCC
Molecule: messenger RNA, 1738 nt
Organism: Neopsephotus bourkii (Bourke's parrot)
Lineage: Eukaryota; Metazoa; Chordata; Aves; Psittaciformes; Psittacidae
Exons: 4
Coding region: 51-1607 (518 amino acids)
Source: RefSeq, a predicted model, not a curated record